AUGCGAUCCUUCGAGAUAGCGUCCGCGGCCUUAUCGAUACUGGGUCUGCUAUCGCAAUCACAGAUCUCCCAUGCAACUCCAUUCCCACUCGAAUAUGAUCUUGUUCUCGUGAAUCGAGCCUGCGCAAAUACGUGUGGUUACUACGGCCAGCUUUGUUGCACUUCCAGUCAAACCUGCAGCACAAACAGCGAGGGCCAGGCAGUAUGCCUCGACGGGGAGAGUUCUGGCUCAGGAGAGGAAUGGCAAAUGUAUACGACUACCUAUGUAGUGACGGAGACGGACGUGGCGACCAUUACCUCCACAUGGAGUAGUCUCCUUGCCAGUUCUACAGCGGCGCCCGCCACGGGUACUUGCAGGCCAACGCUCGGAGAAACACCUUGCGGAGAAUCCUGCUGCAGUGCAUCCCAGAUGUGUGAAAACAAGGUCUGUGUCGAAGGCGCUUCAUCAGGGUACUGGAGCAGUUGGGCCUCCGCCUCCGCCACGGCAAGUCCUCCUCUUCGACCGACCAGCAGCGGUGAAGCUACCGUGACCCAAACCGGCGCAGCGACGACAACUGAGCCCUUUAUCGCUCCGGUAGGAACUGGUGGAGCGACGCUCACGAGCGCCAGUGCAGGAAACAAGGGCCUCAGUGGAGGCGCUAUCGCAGGAAUUGUCAUCGGAACGAUUGCAGGCGUCAUCUUCCUAUUGGUUCUAUGCGCCUGCCUCUGCUUCAAGGAGGCUCUGGAUGGUCUCAUGGCAUUGUUCGGCCUAGGGGGACGAAGGACAAAGGAGACAACUUAUAUCGAGGAGCGUCACUCGCAUCGUUCCCACGGCAGCAGGCCUGAACGGCGUACCUGGUUCGGCACUCGACCAUCACGGCCAGCUGGUGAGAAGAAGUCGGGUGUUGGUGGACUCGCCACUAUCGGACUGAUUCUCGGUGCACUCGCUCUGUGCCUUGGACUGAAGAGACGCAGAGAUCACGAGGAUGAAAAGAGCGAUUAUACCUAUCCUUCCUCGUACUAUUAUUCAGAUUACUAUACUAGCGCAAGCAGCGAAAGCUCAGAUCGACGGACUAGAGACACGAGGAGAUCACGGAGGUCACGCUCGCGCUCAUAUCGAUAA
This is a messenger RNA of Paecilomyces variotii, 1101 nucleotides long. RefSeq lists its product as hypothetical. The coding region runs from base 1 to 1101 and encodes 366 amino acids. The transcript has 2 exons. The record is from RefSeq and is a predicted model, not a curated record. Lineage: Eukaryota; Fungi; Ascomycota; Eurotiomycetes; Eurotiales; Thermoascaceae.